AAUUCCCUUUUAGGAGGGGACAAACAAGCUCUUAGACGUCCUGUCAUCCACUUAAAACGAGGGGAAAUGUUCAUUUAAAGGAGGAAGGAACUCCUGACUCUCCUUUAGAGAAAUCAGAUCCUGCAGGUGAGUCGACCCCUCAGAGGUCAAUAUAAUAAUUACUGAGUAAAUAACUUGUUAAGAGUCUCGGUAACACGGAGACGAUCCAACAUGAUCCGGUAAAUCUAAAUCUGGUGAAGGACGCAUGACGAGGAUCAUCCCAGAUCUGACCCUGGGUAAGCAUGUUUAUUGUUCCACCUGGACCAGGAAAGGAGGGUUCGGUCAUCCAGCUCUCCUCAGGAUUAGCAACCACCGCCCAGCUCCUAUAAAUCAUCCGCACGCGCCGCCUCAGCUCAGACUUUUACGCACGCGUUCUGCUGAGAUCAGAGCGGGAAAGUUCGGCUGAGAGGAGAAAGACGAGGAGAAGAAGUCAAGAGGACCGUGUCUUUAUUCAGAUAACUGGUGUUCUGAAACAUGUUGGUGCUGAACGCGGUCCCGUUCAUGAAGCCGCUCCAUAUGCGCUCUCCGGUGCCGCAGGGCCGCCGCCACACGCUGCCGGCCAGCGAGUUCCGCUCCCUCAGCCCGGAGGACGCCAUCAGCGUGUUCGAGAUUGAGCGAGAAGCCUUCAUCUCAGUGUCCGGUGAGUGUCCUCUCCACCUGGAAGAGGUGCGUCACUUCCUCACGCUUUGUCCUGAGCUGUCUCUUGGCUGGUUCGAGGAGGGACGACUGGUGGCUUUUAUUAUCGGCUCACUGUGGGACCAGGAGAGGCUUACCUUGGACGCCUUGACCCUCCAUAAGCCUCACGGGACCACGGUCCACAUCCACGCCCUGGCCGUCCACCGCACCUUCAGGCAGCAGGGGAAAGGCUCCAUCCUGAUGUGGCGAUACCUGCAGUACCUUCACUGUCUGCCCUACGUGCGCCGAGCCGUCCUCAUGUGUGAGGACUUCCUGGUUCCCUUCUACCAGAAGUCUGGUUUCAAGGUGAGGGGCCCCAGUGAGAUCACGGUGGGGCCCCUCAGCUUCACCGAGAUGUUCCACCCAGUGUGGGGCCAUGCCUUCAUGCGUCGAAACAGUGGAUACUGAAAACAGGGGGGCUCUUU
This is a messenger RNA of Nothobranchius furzeri (turquoise killifish), 1139 nucleotides long. RefSeq names its product arylalkylamine N-acetyltransferase 1 (gene aanat1). Gene Ontology annotation, molecular function: aralkylamine N-acetyltransferase activity. The record is from RefSeq and is a predicted model, not a curated record. Gene Ontology annotation, biological process: circadian rhythm; response to light stimulus. Gene Ontology annotation, cellular component: cytoplasm. NCBI's taxonomy places the organism in Eukaryota, Metazoa, Chordata, Actinopteri, Cyprinodontiformes, Nothobranchiidae.